AUGGACGCGUCUAAUGAUGGCUCCGAGUCGGUCGACCAGUUUCUUGCCCGAAUUGCCAGUCUGAGCUCAAAGCAGGGCCAGGAAGAAGCCGAGCGAUCAAGGAGGAUGGAGGAGGAAAUGUUGCAGGCUAGAAAAGAGCGACAGGCCAGAAGAGCAGAACGCGCUCGGUCUCUAUCCCCUUCGAAAACCGGCCCGACGCCGUCCCUGCGCCUUGCGGGAGAGAGUUCUCGAAAACCCACGCAGGGGAUCGACCCUCCGGUAUCUCUCACACCUCCUCCCCUCCAGUCUCGUACAUUCGGCCGCUCCGACUCGAUCUCUCCAAGACCGGAGCGAGCUGCGGCUUCCGGGCUCGACUUCACUCGACCUCUCCCACCUCAGCCUGCAAGCGAAAACACCUCAAUGCCCAGCCCAAUUCUUAAUACCACCGCACUCUCCAGGAGCGGGACUUUAUCGUGGCAACAGCGGCCUUCGUCGAAGGGUGUGGGCUCAAGACCCCGACCGCUCUCUGUGGCAUCCAUACCCGAUUUGACCCCUCAGAGUCCCGCUCCGUCCAAGGAUGGUGAUGAUAUGACGAGGAAAGAUAUUGCGGCUUCAUUAGGAGCCAAAGACCCUUCUUGGUUUCGUCAGACUGCUGAUCGCGGUAUUGGUUCAGCUGCGUAUCGCAAGAAUGAGAUUGAUCCAGAGCCAGCCCCAUCAUUCUCGAGUCGGACCAUGAGACUCCCAGGCAUGUCAAAAGAUUCCAGCGUCCCCGCAGAUCGCGCAAGGGAUGAUCCUGAGAAAGCGACUCCUCCAGCGUCCCCUCCGAAAUCAUCUUUCGCUCAGCCCCUGGACCAGGAACAGCUGUCAAGGCAGGAUGAUCCCAGACCAACGAGACCGCUCUCCAUGGUGUCUUUGUCGCCAUCAAAGCCUCCUGCCUUGGACCUGCCAAGUUUUACGCCUUUGGACCUUAACUCUUCGUCUGUGGCCGAGUCAUCCGGUCUGGGAAGAACAUCCAGCAUUCUGCCGUCUGCCGGACGCCCAUCUUCGCCUACCAAAGGCUUGGGCGGUUUUGUUGAGAGCGCGAUGAUGAAACGAUCAGAUAGUGUGAGUAAGAGAUGGAGCGUACAAGCGAAUGCAGGUUUGAAGCGAGGGGACUCGGUUGCCACACCUCGCCCAGCUCAAGCUUCUGGGACGUCAGGCUUUAGUCCUGGACACGGCCGUGGUCCAUCCAGAGAUGUCAGAGGCGUACGGGACGGCAUGUCAUCUCCGCUAUCAACGUCAAGGCCUGUUUCGAGUCAUGGUGCUGAACCGAUCCCUCUUACAAAAGCCCGCCCACUGAGCCGCACAGACGAUGUCCUUGCAGUACCCUCAGAAGUUGACACUGCCAAUGCGCAAGGUAACCAAGUUGGCCAUGCAGGCUCCAAAGUACAGCAACAGGGCCGCCCAACUACUCCUCCAGCGACUGAGACGCUUUUGUCUCGCAGCCCAUCCAAGACUAUGGAUCCUCGCCGCUGGAGUCCGACCAAAGCCAGUUGGCUCGAGAGUGCACUCAACAAACCAGAUUCUCCGAGAAUUACUCCAGCUAAAUCUGAAACACCUGCCUGGAUGCUCAACAUGCAGCGUGCUAAACAAGAACAGCAACAGCGAUCGUUCGAAGCUGCAGAUAAUGUACCAGCGAAGCCUGCUGUGGCCCCCAAACCUCUCAUUUCACCUCCCCUGAGGGAGUCGGCCGUGCUGAGUGAACCGGUAGUUAAGAAAGCCCCGUGCACAACAGCAGCGGAAGAAGGAGCAGACUCCGCGGAAGGCCCAGAAGAUGAGGCACCAGCACCUCGUGGCACGCCCAUCUCAGAAAUCGAACGGCCCAAGGUCGAGAAAAAGGAUGCGAAACCGGCAGUUCCUUCUAAGAGAAACGUCACCCCUAUUUCACAUGGGACAAGUUCAAACAGCAAACCUGAAUCUGCGGCGGUGGCAUCUAACGAGAACAAAGAAGAUUCGAUCGAGGCCCUGCAAACAAACACUUCUGACUUGAAGCCACCAAUUUUGAAGCCGAAACCCCAGACGCCUCCUAAGACCGACUUCAGAGCCGGUCUGAAGUCGCGCCAAGCAGCACCGGCAAGUAAUAACGAAGCAGAGCCCGAGUUCAAGGCCGUCUUCGGGAAACUGAAGAGGGCACAAACUCAGAACUAUGUCGCUCCCGACGUCUUGAAAGACAAUAUCACCAAAGGCAAGGCAGGACUGGCCGCCACGGGCGGACCACAAAAGACCAAGCGCGUGGAUGAAUUCAAAGAGAGCAUUUUACAGAAGAAAGAAGCUAUGAAGACGGGGGGUGGUUCAAUUGGAAAACGUCCGGACGCACCUAGUCCUCUUGAAAAACCUGCCCAGGCUGUCCCUGAGGCGUUGGCAAGGCGUAUGACACUGCAUAAAACUGGGCCGUCCAAUGAAAAGGUCGAAGUCUUGCAAGCAACCGAUACAGCAGUCAGGGCGGCAGUUUCCUCAUCAAAACCUCAGAGUGUUUCUGUCAAGUCAGACCCAGAGAAGCACAAUCCCCCUGUACCCGCGGGACGAGCACCGAUCUCAGCACAGAAACUACCUGCGGGCAGACCCGAGAAGUCUGAAUCUAUCUCGACGACUGUCUUGCCUGUCAAAUCAGCGCCCGAAACCCGCAGUGACGACAGCCACCCAAAAGCAGACACAUAUUCGGCUACGGCCAUCCCUGUGAUGGCGUCGACGCUCAAAACGAGAGCACCAGAAAAUAGCAAGCUUGCAGCCCGCCUCAACCCUGCACUGGCCGGCAUCUUAUCGCGAAGUGGUAGCCCCAAACCCUCCGGUGAGGCACCAUCUAACGGUGCAGCCACGAUACAAGUCCGGGAGGCCACAUUAGGGCCACGCGAGAACACGAAUGACGAUAAUGCAGAGUUAACCCACAUGACAAAGGCUCGGGCGAAGGGUCCGAAGAGAAGAGCACCUCAGAGCGGGCCAUCCUCAAAAAGGACCAGUACAACCUCUGUUCAAAGGCCGGUUGUGAGCUCUGGCACUGAUGCUCCUACAAUUUCAUCGUCAGUCUCGUCCCGACAAGCAAUCGUUGAUACAGGCAAUACCCUUCCCUUGCGGGUAUUCGGACCAAAGUCGAUUUCCAGCAGGCCUUUGGCUGAAGUUGAGGACAAGAAGCCAGCUGUGGCUGCCGCCGACGACUCAGCAUCGCAGCCAAGAUCAGAAAAGCGCAAACCAGAUGAACAGGGUGUCGGAAACGCUGCUCCAGCCGGGCCGAAGCCUAUAUCGGAGCCAGAAGUGAACCCAAAACCAAAACCAGCUGUAGCCAACAAAUCAGCCGAGCUCCGAAAAGUAUCGAGUCCUGCACUGUCAUCAGCGCACGUUGCAGAUGAAUCCGAUCCAGUCAAACCAGGCAAAUCUGCGGAGCUGAAAAUGACAUCGAAUCCUGCACUGCUACCGAAGAAUGUUCAGCAGCCGUCUCAAGCCAAGCCCUCUACGCCGAAGAAGUUCGAGGUUCUGGCGGACCGUGCACAAGUUGUGUCGCGUCCUCCCCACUUUGAGGGCCUGAGAAAGAACAGCCCUCUUUCGCCUCCGCCUGGAGUGAACUCACCUCUAACACCGAAUAAAUUUAAGAUCAAUACCCCCAAAGAACCAAAGCCCGAAGUGAACAGCUCGCUGAAGCCGUCCUCACUCUCUUCAUCUAGGGCCAAUGACCUUGGCCUUCAGCUUGCCUCUGUUUCUCAGAAGCCAACAGCCACACCCGAGUUGACGCCGCCCCCAGAGCCCGAGGCUCCAACGACCAAAUUGGCAACAUCCUCCCGGAGUCCUGCAUCUCCCACAAAGUUUGCUCGCUCGGUGAAGCCCCAGUUCGAAAGUUUCUUUGGAGUUUUGCCGCAAGCGAGAGACAAGGCCGAAUUCGACACACACGCAUUUUUGUCCUCCCAGAACAAAGCGGCAGAAAAGUCCAAGACUCUCGGCAAACAGAUUUGGGAAAUAGCCGGCGAUGGAAAGAAAGCAACCAUGCCCCCUCAACAAGAACACAUACUCUUCGAAGACUGUAUGUACCUGUGUGUGCAUACAAUGGAAUCGCCCAGCGGCUCAAAAUGUGCCGAAGUCUAUCUCUGGUGUGGUGACGAGGUCCCAGAGGCUGCUGUAGAGGAUACUCAGCUGUUUUGCCGAAAAGUUGCUCGCGAGAAUAACGCUAAACUUGAGGUGGUCAAGCAAGGCAAAGAGAGUUCCGAAUUUUUCCAGGCUCUUGGUGGGAUCGUCAUAGUCCGGAGGAGCAAGUCAGCAGCUCUAUAUAUGCUGUGUGGCAGGCGACACCUUGGACACGUUGCUUUCGACGAGGUCGAUUUAUCUGCUGAUAGCCUAUCUUCUGGACUACCGUUUCUGAUAUCGGCCAAAUUCGGAAAGCUCUAUCUCUGGAAAGGAAAGGGCAGCAACCCGGAAGAUGUGGGAUGUGCAAGGCUGAUUGGCAUGGACAUGGGGCUCACGGGUGAAAUUGAAGAAGUCUCAGAAGGUGAAGAGCCCGCCAGUUUUUGGGAAGCCUUCCCAUCCCGUCCGGGCAAGCGAGUCGCCUCUCGAGCACACAACCAGCCAAGCCAAUUUCGUGGUCAUGCUCCCAGGUUAUACCGUGUGGAGCACGACCGCCCAAAAUCGUCCGGCGGUUUCUGGGGCUUGAGGGCGUCAUCGCCACCAAAACAGCCUAUCAAGGCACUGGUGGAAGAAGUUGCCCCUUUCAGUCAGAAGGACCUUGAUCCCAACCAUAUCCACAUCCUUGACACCUAUGGGGAGCUCUAUGUCCUCGUUGGUGGGUCAGCCAAAAAGCCUGCCGAGUUUGUAACAGCUGUACAGGUCGCGCAAGAAAUUGCUGUUCUGUCUCCCUCUGUUCAGGAUAGACCUCUUUUGCCUGCUUGCUAUGUGGUGAUGGGUGAUCCUCCGGAAAACAUUAAAUCAGUCUUUCGAAAAUGGAAGCCCGAAAGAUCAGCUUCACGGGACGAGCCCGUGUGUAUACGAGUUGAAGAAGUGAUACAGGAACUAGGCAUCAUGCUGUAA
This is a messenger RNA of Fonsecaea erecta, 5025 nucleotides long. RefSeq lists its product as hypothetical. The transcript has 3 exons. The record is from RefSeq and is a predicted model, not a curated record. Gene Ontology annotation, biological process: actin filament severing; barbed-end actin filament capping. Lineage: Eukaryota; Fungi; Ascomycota; Eurotiomycetes; Chaetothyriales; Herpotrichiellaceae. Gene Ontology annotation, molecular function: phosphatidylinositol-4,5-bisphosphate binding; actin filament binding. The coding region runs from base 1 to 5025 and encodes 1674 amino acids.